Cucumis sativus (cucumber) is the source of this 1311-nucleotide messenger RNA. RefSeq lists its product as hypothetical. The transcript has 6 exons. Lineage: Eukaryota; Viridiplantae; Streptophyta; Magnoliopsida; Cucurbitales; Cucurbitaceae. Bases 98 to 1147 code for a protein of 349 amino acids. The record is from RefSeq and is a predicted model, not a curated record.
CCCCUAAUGUUUUCUUUAUUUGGGAAACUAACUCAUUAGAUUCACCUCCAACAUUUCAACCUAUUGCCCUACCGACGGAGAGGAUCAAUAGCCAAAAAUGGCCGGUUUGCUCUCAUGGGCAGCGGACGUCGUCGCCGGCGGCGGCGGCGGCGCCAACCACAACGACGAACGUACCACUUCCAUUCCCCUAAUUUUUACUCCCGACCAGCAGAAUUACGUUCGAGAAUUGAAUCAGAAAGCAGCUUCUCUCAGCCGCUCGGUCCGCGAUCUGCGCCUUCGAUUGCCUCCUCCCGACAUCUCCCAACGCCUUCCCCAUCUUCAUGCUCACUCUCUUGCUUCAACGGCCGAUCUUACUCUUCAAUUGAACGCCCACUCUUCCACACGAGAACAGGUCCAAUUGAGAGAGAUAUCACUACAGGAAGAAAAUGUUGCAUAUGGAAAGGCCAUUUCAAAUUGUGAAAAUAAAAUACAGGAAAAGAGACAGGAAGCAGAUUUGCUUCUGAGGAAGUUAGAGGAGUUAGAAGAAACCACCAAGAAUCUGGAAGUUGAGCUAGAAAACGCACAAGCUGCUCUGGAAAAUGAUGAAUCAAUCAACUUCGGAAAAUUGACAUCCAAACCUUCGAAAGUUGAAGCAGAACAAGAUAUGGAAUUAUCAAAGUCUGCGUUGCUAGACAAACUAGAGAUCAAGAAACAAGAACUGAGUUCAAUGGAAGACACAGUUAAAGAAUUAGAAAAAAACUGGGCAGAAAUUCAGGAUAAAGCUCUAAAACAGCCUUCACCAGUUCAGAGAGAGAAAAUGUUAGACAAACAACUCCAUAGCCUCAUGGAGCAACUAGCUGUAAAACAGGCACAAGCCGAAGGUUUGGCAAGUGACAUUCAUCUGAAGGAGAUGGAGCUGGAAAAACUAAAAACAUCAUCAAGGAGGCUGCAAAGUAGCAGCUCCGAGGCUAAUAUUGCUCGUAAUCGUUUUGGAAAAAGCAUGUCCGACAAGAAUUUUCAAGACCUCUUAGCUGACUCGCACCACAGACUACCUUAUCGCAGUGGUGGUCGGAGUGAAAAUCAACAGAGACUGAUGCUAUUCCGUUCUGCUUUCGUGGUCUACAUUUUAGCUCUACAUAUAUUGGUUUUCAUCAAAAUUUCAUUCUGAACAACCACAUAUAUUCAUCAGUAUUUUAUUUGUAUGUAAUAACUAAUUAGAUAUAUAGAAACUCGGAUACCAAGUAGAACACCAAUAAAGUGAUCAAAUAUAUGUAAACAAAUCAUCCUUUUGAAUUCUCUCCAAGAACUGAAUAGAUGGCAAACUUGUGUUGA